CUUCAAUUCAUUCCUUUUCCUCUCCAUCUUCUCCACCCUUACCCUACACAUUCAUCUAUUCUCUAGCUCACAUUUUCUUCAACAAUUUUUUUUAAAACAAAAAACAAUGAAGCAUCAUUUCCUUGUUCUCCUCUUCCUAGUUAUUGUUCUCCAAUGUUGUUCUAUAAGGUUAGCUGAAGCACAAGCCGCCGGACCGGCGCCUUCUGGUCCGACCAACAUUACAAAAAUCCUCGAAAAAGCCGGCCAGUUCACGACAUUCAUGCGGCUCCUUAAGAUCACUCAGGUUUCUGAUCAGAUCAACAAUCAGCUCAAUAAUUCUAACCAGGGAUUGACGGUUUUCGCCCCGACGGAUAAUGCGUUUUCCGGCCUAAAAGCCGGCACUCUUAAUUCCCUGACCGAUCAGGAGAAAGUGGAAUUGGUUCAAUUUCAUGUUCUUUCAUCGUUCUUUUCAAUGUCGCAGUUCCAAACGGCGAGUAAUCCGUUGAAGACGCAGGCCGGGGAUAGCGCGGGGUCGUUUCCGCUGAACGUGACGACAGCGGGGAAUCAGGUUAACGUCAGCACUGGCGUGGUGGAUUCCACGGUGGCAAACACGGUUUACACGGACGGACAGCUGGCGGUUUAUCAGGUGGACAAGGUGCUUCUUCCUAUUAGCCUGUUUGGCCCGCCGGCUCCCGCGGCGGCUCCCGCGCCGGGGAAGGCGAAGAAGAAGGCGAAGGCCGCGGACAGUCCCGUCUCCGGCGAAGACGCUUCGCCGACGAGCAGUUCCGGCGCGGUUGGGGUUGUGGACGUGCAUGGCAUGGUGGCGGCGGUGGUUAUUGGGGUUGCUUCGAUUGUUUUCAUGUUGUAACGUUGGAAUUCAAGGGUGAAGAUUGUGCCACGUGUGAAGUGUGAGAAUAUGAUGGUUGUGCCGAGUUGGAUUUGGACGGUAGUGAUCUAGUGAGUGCCUUCUGAAUAAUUGUUACACUUUAGUCUUUUCCUAUGCACAAGCUUUGUAAGGAUAUUCAAUUUUGAAGUGUUUUAUUAUUUCUUGAAUUUAAUUUUUUCAAAGUUAUAUUUUCAAGUCUUGCUAUAUAUAUUAUAGCCAUGUAAAAAUUUGCUUUGUGCUAUUAUUUUCUACGUUAAGAUUUGUCGAUA
Molecule: messenger RNA, 1134 nt
Organism: Ipomoea triloba (trilobed morning glory)
Lineage: Eukaryota; Viridiplantae; Streptophyta; Magnoliopsida; Solanales; Convolvulaceae
Product: fasciclin-like arabinogalactan protein 12
Exons: 1
Coding region: 107-847 (246 amino acids)
Source: RefSeq, a predicted model, not a curated record